UUCUGCCACACUCAACAUGGCGGCAGCGCGGGUCCACCAAAGCGUCUGAGCAGGUCGCAACUCUACAUAUUCCACUCUAAUCAUGGCGACCCCGCGACUUGUCGUGGGUAGCGGGGCUCUGGAGACCUGCGGUCUGGACCAGAUUGUGGAAGCGCUGAAGCUGCUACUGAGCCCGGGAGGGUCAAGUUCAAGUUCCUUACAGACCACAAAACAUGAUGUCUUACUGGCUACUUUGAAAUCUAACCUUUCUGCCUUGGAGGACAAGAUUCUGAGGGAUCCUCAGUGGAAGAAACUGAAACUCCUACAGGAUGAAAUUGUUAAUCAGGCAGAGUGGCCACAAAACUCUGUGGAUAUCACUUGGAGUUUUACUUCUCAAGCUUUGUUGUUGCUGUUGUGCUUGAAGGAAACCAUGAUCCGCCUCACAGCUGAUUUCAAUCCAGGUAAACCCAACCCUAAGACUCCAGAAGUUGCUCCUGCCCUGAGCCCUGAUGUACUUAGUAUCUCACAGCAGAAGACUGUCCAGUCCACUUUGCAAUUUGUGGUCACCUUGGGUGUCUGUCCCUAUCUCAUGGCUGGUGUUGGAGUCCCUCUGAAAUACAGGACUGAGUUUGGUGCUGUUGUUCAAGAUGUGGUGAGUCUGGAUUCUGCCCCCCAUGCAGCCCGGAGGCUCUAUACCAGCUGCACAGUCCUCCUAAAUGUUGCUCAGCACGCAUCUCUGGGGAGCUUGAUUUUCUGCCGCCACUUUGGGGAUAUUGCAGCAGGUCUGUGCCAACUGGGAUUCUGCCCAACCAAAAGAAAGCCAGCAAUACCUGCAGAAGAGGUUUUAACUGAAGAGGAAAGAACCCUAUCCAGGGAGGCCUUGAGAGACAUGCUGGAUCAAGUAUAUCAGCCAUUAGCAGUCCGGGAAUUACUUAUCCUCCAGGGAGCACCUCCCCAGUCUUGCACAGAUGUGAAGACACAGCUUAGGUGUCAGACCCCAGCUUGGCUUCGCCGUCUAUGUGGGCAACUGCUCUCUGAAAGGUUAAUGAGACCCAGUGGUGUUCAAGCAGUAGUCCGGGGCAUUUUAGAAGGAGCAGGUGCUGGGAAAGCUGGCGGGAGUGAUGCUGAGGCAACAGCUGCUGACUGGAAAAAGUGUGACUUGAUUGCAAAGAUCUUGGCCUCUUGUCCCCAGCAAUCUCUUUCUCUGGAGAGUUACUACAGGGACAUUUGCCCCCAGAUUCUGGAUUUAUUUCAUUUUCAAGAUAAAUUGACAGCACGACAAUUUCAGAGAGUUGCCACCACUACCUUUAUCACUAUGUCCAGAGAACACCCACAGUUGGCAGCAAAAUAUUUGCUUCAACCAUUGUUAGCUCCUCUUCAUCGAUGUUUGAAUACAGCAGAGAUUACAGAGAAUGACAUGGUGCCAGGGACCAUUUUGGUGACAGAGGAAGAACUUAGUAGAUGUAUUGAAGAUGUCUGUAAGGUGUAUGUAGUAGGGAAUGAACCUCUCGCGGUAUUGCUGGAUUCCCUGCUUCCAGUUCUGAGGAUGCUCUUUGCUCUCUACUGCUUUACAAAGCAGAGUGUAUCUCACAUAAGGUCAUUUUGCCAAGAGAUCUUAUUAUGGAUCCUGGAGAAGCUGGAAAGGAAGAUAGCAAUUGCCAGCCUUAAAGGAUUUGCAGGGUUGGACAAAGCUGUGCCCUCACUCCAUCCUUUGUGUCAGUUUAGAGCUGCCACCCAGGGCGGCAUUAUGAUUACUAUUAAAGAGGCCAUGAGCGAUGAAGAUGAAGAUGAAGCCCUGUACCAGAAGGUGUCCUCAGAGCAGAGCCAGGUGGAGCAUCUCGGGGACUUGCUCAUCCAUUGUCAGGAGUGUGGUUUGGCAGGAGACUUCUUCAUCUUCUGUUUAAAAGAGUUAAGUCAUCUGGCUGUGGAAAAUAAAGCAGAGUUAAAACCUAAGCCCUUCUCCAGCAAGAGCCUAUUGGAAUUAGAACACCAAGCUCUUCUUGUGGCAGGCUACGAGCAUAGGCUGUUGGUCCUGCAGCUACUGGCUGUUCUGUGUGAGAAAAUGUCAGAGCAGAUAUUCAUAAACAUCGCUCAGGUAGUGGACUUCGUAGCAGCCACACUGCAGAGAGCAUGUGCAAGCCUGGCCCGUGAGGCAGAGAGCACCGUGGAGUCACAGACACUGAGCAUGUCCAUGGGGCUGGUGGCCGUCAUGCUAGGAGGAGCUAUUCAGUUGAAGUCAAGUGAUUUUGCAAUCAUGAAGCAGUUGCUGCCUCUGUUGGAGAAGGUCUCUAACACAUACCCUGACCCUGUCAUCCAAGAACUUGCUGCUGAUCUCCGUAUCACCAUCUCUACCCAUGGAGCCUUUGCCACACAGGCUGUCAGUAUGGCUGCCCAAAGUACACUAAACAAAAAAGGUCCAGAAGAGAAAACAAAAGAGCAGCAACAAGGCAGUCACAACACACCGGUAGCUCAGAGCCAUCAUGAACAACAGAAAAGCCAUAAGAAAUCCCCCCAAACAGGCCAAAAAUCUGAUGUUCCAUUCAUUCCUGAGGGGAUCAGUGAGCCUGGCACUACUGCAAACCAGAAAUCUGGAAGCAUAACUACAGAACAGCUCCAAGAAGUUCUUUUAUCAGCUUAUGAUCCUCAGAUUCCAAUGCGAGCUGCUGCCCUGCGCACUAUUUCCCGAUGGAUAGAGCAGAGAGAAGCAAAAGCCCUUGAGAGACAAGAGAAACUCCUUAAGAUAUUCUUGGAGAACUUGGAACAUGAAGACACUUUUGUGUAUCUGUCUGCAAUUCAGGGAGUUGCCCUGCUCUCAGAUGUGUACCCUGAGAAAAUCUUGGUUGGCCUAUUGACUCAAUAUGACAGCGGCAAAGACAAGCACACACCCGAGACCAGAAUGAAAGUAGGGGAAGUCCUGAUUCGAAUUGUCAGGGCAUUAGGGAACAUGGUCUCAAAGUAUCGAGACCCUUUGAUCCACACCUUCCUGAGGGGCGUGAGAGAUCCAGAUGGUGCCCACAGGGCCAGCAGCUUAGCCAACCUAGGAGAGCUGUGCCAGCACCUGGACUUCCUGCUGGGCCCCAUAGUCCAUGAGGUGACAACUUGCCUGAUUGCUGUAGCUAAAACAGACAGUGAAGUUCAAGUGCGCAGAGCUGCCAUCCACGUGAUUGUUAUGCUGCUUCGGGGACUCAGCCAGAAAGCUACUGAGGUGCUGAGAGACGUCCUCAAGGAUCUCUACCACCUGCUGAAGCACGUGGUACAGUUGGAGCCUGAUGAUGUGGCCAAGCUCCAUGCUCAGCUAGCCCUGGAGGAGUUGGAUGAGAUCAUGAGAAACUUCCUGUUCCCGCAACAGAAGCUGGAGAAAAAGAUUAUUGUCCUGCCAUAGCCUUGGCUCAAAGGACCUGAAGGAGCCAUGGAGGGACCAAGCAGAGAGAGAUUAAUGCCCAAGCCUUCCAUCAGGUGGCCCUCCUACCUCUUUACAGCUAGCUCUGAAGGAGUCUUUAUGAUGCUGGUAGCUUGGGUCUUGAGCCUGACCUUCCUGAAGCAUCUAUUCAGCCUCCCUGCAUCCAGCUCAGAGCGUGGGCAGUUACAAGGAAAAGCCCACUAGCAUUCAGAGAAGGAUAUCUCCUGAUGGAAGUAAAUGCUAACGUGAUGAUGGAAUGUGCUGUUUUGACCUUGCAGCUUGGGAAAUUGGCCUUCCCUAGGUCACAUAUCUUGGUAUUUUUCAUGAUGGUAUUAUUCUUCCUAUAGUAAUGAGGUGCAGGCACAGCUAGUCAUCUCUGUCUGCUAGAGGCAUCUGAGUAUGGAAUACAUUUGAGGGAAUGGAUAGGAAAUAGUUACCAAAACAUGCAAAAUGGAAUAAAAUUAUCUUGGCUAGAAGAAACAACAGGUCUGAAUCUGGUCCUCUGGUGUCUCUGGUGUGGAGAUGGAAAAAUAAUGUGGAGACAUUGAUUCCUCAGAAAGAGAACCAUGCUGGUUGAACUUUCCAGAGAAAUAUAAGCUCUUCCAGAGAAGAGUCAGCCCCAUUUGUCAUCUGGGGACAUUUUGCUUUGCUUCUUCAGAGCUGCCCUGGUUGUCAAGAGAAAACCUCCAAGAGUCUGUGUCGUGCAUUCAAUCCUCUGCUCCUUUGGCAACAUGAACACUUAGAGUGGUACUAACUGCGGAUGGAAAGUGUGCUACAUACUGCUGGGCUGAUGCCAAGAUUUUUGA
Molecule: messenger RNA, 4185 nt
Organism: Fukomys damarensis (Damara mole-rat)
Lineage: Eukaryota; Metazoa; Chordata; Mammalia; Rodentia; Bathyergidae
Gene: Tango6
Product: transport and golgi organization 6 homolog
Exons: 18
Coding region: 83-3361 (1092 amino acids)
Biological process (GO): protein secretion
Source: RefSeq, a predicted model, not a curated record